CGCGGCGGUUGCUGGGCGUUAGGGCGGCGCCAGGGUCAGUGGGGUAUGCUGAAAGAAUUGCAGCUACCCAGACAUCUAGUAAGAGGACUCCUUACAAGAUACAGUCACUGUAACUCUUAAAUACCUGGAUUACCACCAUUACUUCUGCAUUAUACAGAACCCAGAAGAGUAGACAUUCAAAAAUUGAGUGGAUGAACUUUGUGCCCUGACCUCAGAUUUUUUAAUGAUAGUAAACUUCAGCCUGUCCUUUGAGAACUUGACACAGCAUGGGUGAUUCACCCAACCUCCAUGUUCACAGAGCUAACUAACACUUAACUGUGGUCCAACAACCAAUGACAGGUAGUCAUUCUAAUGACAAGUCUCUUAUGCAGGAGUGUGACUGAAGAUAGUGUAACUCAAUGGUGGAAAUUUUAUCAAGCAUGAAAUAAAGAGCUGAGUUCUGUAAUAUACGCUUUUAAGAUGCCCAGCAAGACUGCAGUCAAGAUGGAGGUGUAGUUAAACACUCCUCAUCUUCUAACACAUAUAGAAAAAAAUACAACCAAACUACAAAACAAAUAUCACCCAGAAUUGUCAGAAAAUUGACUGCUGGACAGAAGUCCAACAACCAAGGAUUUAAAGAAGCCACAUUCAUCCAGCAGCAUGUAUACCACAGAACCAGAAAAUGAACAUUUGGAGGAUAAAAAUAUCCAAUCACCUAUAAGAUCUGAGAUUCUCAACGAUAGUAACACUAGUAAACAGGAAGAAACUAAGAAAAUUGUCUUCUCAAACACGGAGGAAACAAAACCACAGACGAAAAAAUGUGCUUGUCCUCCACAAGGAACACUGAAUAAAUAUAUUACAAAUGGAGUUUUACAUGUUACGAUAUGGUGUGCAGUCUGGUCAGUCUCGGGCCCUCACGUUUUCUUUGAUGGAAAUUUAUUUGGACUAUUAAUUACCUUUUAUAGCGCCAUAAUGGGGGGCAAACUUUUGGAACUCAUUAAAAUACCAUCAGUGCCUCAACUUCCACCUCUCCUUGGGAUGUUACUGGCUGGCUUUACCAUCAGAAAUGUUCCAUUGUUCAGUAAGUUCGUCCACAUUAGCAACAAGUGGUCUUCAACUUUAAGAAAUUCUGCCCUUACCCUUAUCCUAGUAAAAGCUGGACUUGGACUUGAUCCACAGGCUCUGAAGCGUUUGAGGAAGGUUUGUCUAAGACUGUCUGUGGGUCCCUGCCUCAUGGAAGCCUGUGCAGCUGCUGUCGUUUCCCACUUCCUUAUGAAUUUUCCCUGGCAAUGGGGAUUUCUAUUAGGUUUUGUACUAGGUGCUGUCUCUCCUGCUGUUGUCGUGCCUUCCAUGCUACUCUUGCAAGAAAAUGGCUAUGGUGUGGAGAAGGGCAUUCCAACCCUGCUCGUAGCUGCCAGCAGUUUGGACGACAUCUUGGCUAUCACUGGAUUCAGCACCUGUAUGAGCAUAGUCUUCUCCACAGGUGAUAUACUUAAUAAUGUUGCAGCCUCUUUUCGGAAUAUACUUAUUGGUGUGCUGGUAGGAACAAUUUUGGGAUUUUUUGUUCGCUAUGUUCCAAGUGAAGAUCAGACUAAUCUUCCACUGAAGAGAGCAGCCCUCAUCCUGAGUAUGUGUAUCACUGCUGUCCUGGGCAGCACCCACCUCGGCAUACACGGAGCCGGAGGGCUCUGCACACUGAUGUUGACGGUCAUUGGAGGAAUGAAGUGGUCCAACGGAAAGAUUAGCGUCCAAAAAAUCAUUACAACUGCCUGGGAUGUUUUUCAACCCCUUCUUUUUGGUUUGGUUGGAUUGGAGGUAUCUGUUGCAUCUCUUAAAUCAAAUGCUAUUGGCAUUUGUGUCGCCACCAUGAGUUUGGCGUUAUUGGUUCGAAUUUCUUUUACAUUUGUAUUGAUGUCUUUCGCUGGUUUUAAUCUUAAGGAGAAAAUAUUUAUUGCUCUAUCAUGGAUGCCCAAAGCAACAGUCCAGGCUGUAUUAGGUCCUCUGGCGCUAGAAACUGCGAGGACCAGCGCACCCUACCUGGCGGCGUACUCCAAGGAUGUGAUGACGAUAGCGUUCUUAGCCAUCUUAAUCACAGCUCCAAACGGAGCGCUAAUUAUUGACAUCCUGGGGCCCAGAUUACUGAAACGCCAAGUGACCCAAACACAAUAAAACUGGAAUUAACAAGAUCAGGACGUCCUUAAAAGUUCAUUUGUCAUCACCUGCCUGUUUUUUUGAAAAUGAAUUAUCUUACAUGGGAGAAAAAAGGUACA
Messenger RNA from Artibeus jamaicensis (Jamaican fruit-eating bat), 2249 nucleotides. RefSeq names its product solute carrier family 9 member B1 (gene SLC9B1). NCBI's taxonomy places the organism in Eukaryota, Metazoa, Chordata, Mammalia, Chiroptera, Phyllostomidae. The record is from RefSeq and is a predicted model, not a curated record. Bases 640 to 2148 code for a protein of 502 amino acids. The transcript has 15 exons. Gene Ontology annotation, biological process: proton transmembrane transport. Gene Ontology annotation, molecular function: antiporter activity. Gene Ontology annotation, cellular component: membrane.